Messenger RNA from Megalops cyprinoides (Indo-Pacific tarpon), 3647 nucleotides. Its product is annotated as metabotropic glutamate receptor 8-like. The record is from RefSeq and is a predicted model, not a curated record. Gene Ontology annotation, biological process: G protein-coupled glutamate receptor signaling pathway; regulation of synaptic transmission, glutamatergic. Lineage: Eukaryota; Metazoa; Chordata; Actinopteri; Elopiformes; Megalopidae. The transcript is spliced from 11 exons. Gene Ontology annotation, molecular function: group III metabotropic glutamate receptor activity. The coding region runs from base 409 to 3126 and encodes 905 amino acids. Gene Ontology annotation, cellular component: membrane.
GGCUCGCACUCUCUCGAAGCGCUGUCUCUUUCAGCACCUACGAACAGAGGCUGGAGCGGCUCUGAGCGGGCUGCGAACGCGCAAGGAAACCCGGUCCGAGCCGCCGAAGAGCAGGUUGCUCCCAGCAUGUGAGACUCAGAAACUGAGAGUUUUCCUGCUCUGCUCUCACCCUCCACCGGCCUCCAGAUCCGUCCUUUCCCACCUACUUGUCCCUGUCCUGAAAUGCCAGCUGCAGGUGGCGGCGCACUCCCGCGGGCCCCGGGCCCCUAGCUCUGCUCUGAGCAGAAGGGGGGGGGGGGCACUGAUGGUCCCACCCACUUCCUGUCCCACCCGCUGCUCCAGUCACCCAGCUCUCCUCAGCCCAGCUCCCGAACCCCGCCCCUUUCCCACGCUGCCCCUCCCGUCGCCAUGGUGAGGGCCUGCAAUUUGCCGGCCCUGUCCUAUCAGUGCUUUGUCCUGCUGACGGCCAGCUGCUGCUGGCUGCUGGGCUCCGCCCAGGAGUACGCCCACUCCAUCCGCCUGGAAGGCGACAUCAUCCUGGGCGGGCUGUUCCCCGUGCACGCCCGGGGUGACCGGGGUGUGCCCUGCGGGGAGCUGAAGAAGGAGAAGGGCAUCCACCGCCUGGAGGCCAUGCUCUUCGCCAUCGACCUGAUCAACAAGGACCCCGAGCUGCUGCCCAACGUCACGCUGGGCGCCCGCAUCCUGGACACCUGCUCGCGGGACACCUACGCCCUGGAGCAGUCGCUCACCUUCGUGCAGGCGCUCAUCGAGAAGGACGCCUCCGACGUCCGCUGCGCCAGCGGCGACCCGCCCGUCUUCGCCAAGCCCGACAAGAUCGUCGGUGUCAUCGGGGCUGCCGCCAGCUCGGUAUCCAUCAUGGUGGCCAACAUCCUGCGGCUCUUCAAGAUACCUCAGAUCAGCUACGCCUCCACGGCGCCGGAGCUGAGCGACAACAGCCGCUACGACUUCUUCUCCCGCGUGGUGCCGCCGGACUCCUACCAGGCCCAGGCCAUGCUGGACAUCGUCACGGCGAUGGGCUGGAACUACGUCUCCACGCUGGCCUCCGAGGGCAACUACGGCGAGAGCGGGGUGGAGGCCUUCAUCCAGAUCUCCCGGGAGACCGGUGGGGUGUGCAUAGCUCAGUCACUGAAGAUCCCCCGGGAGCCCAAGCCGGGAGAGUUUGACAAGAUAAUCUUGCGGCUCCUGGAGACCUCCAACGCCCGCGCUGUGAUCAUGUUCGCAAACGAAGACGACAUCAGGCGAAUCCUGGGCGCUGCCAAGCGGAACAAUCAGACGGGUCACUUCCUGUGGGUGGGGUCAGACAGCUGGGGCUCCAAGAUCUCCCCUGUGAUCCAGCAGGAGAGGGUGGCAGAGGGAGCUGUGACAAUCCUUCCAAAACGGGCCUCUGUGGACGCCUUUGACAGGUACUUCCGGAGCCGGUCCCUCUCCAACAACAGGCGGAACGUGUGGUUCGCCGAGUUCUGGGAGGAGAACUUCGGCUGCAAGCUGGGAUCUCACGGCAAGCGCCCCGGCAGCCCCAAGAAGUGCACAGGGCUGGAGAAGGUGGGCCGGGACUCCAUCUACGAGCAGGAGGGGAAGGUGCAGUUCGUAAUGGACGCGGUUUACGCCAUGGCGCACGCCUUGCACCGAAUGCACCGGGACCUGUGCUCCGGCAUCCCGGGCCUCUGCCCCCGCAUGAGCAAUAUCGACGGCAAGGAGCUGCUCGGCUACAUCCGCGCCGUCAACUUCAACGGAAGCGCUGGGACACCUGUUGUGUUCAAUGAGAACGGUGAUGCUCCAGGACGGUAUGACAUCUUCCAGUACCAGAUCAACAACCGGUCGACAGCGGAGUACAAGGUCAUCGGCCACUGGACCAACCAGCUGUAUUUAGAUGUGGGUGCCAUGUGGUGGGCGCGGGGCAAGCGGGCGGUGCCGGCCUCGGUGUGCAGCGUGCCGUGCCGGGCGGGUGAGCGGAAGAAGAUCGUGAAGGGCGUGCCGUGCUGCUGGCACUGCGAGCGUUGCGAGGGCUACAACUUCCAGGCCAGCGAGUUCAGCUGCGAGCUCUGCCCCUACGAGCAGCGGCCCGACCGCAACCGCACCGGCUGCCAGCCCAUCCCCAUCAUCAAGCUGGAGUGGCACUCACCCUGGGCUGUGGUGCCCGUCUUCAUCUCCGUCCUGGGCAUCAUCGCCACCACCUUCGUGGUGGUCACCUUCGUGCGCUACAACGACACGCCCAUCGUGCGGGCGUCCGGCCGGGAGAUGAGUUACGUGCUGCUUACCGGCAUCUUCCUCUGCUACGCCAUCACCUUCCUGAUGAUCGCCGCCCCCGACGUCACCGUCUGCUCCUUCCGCCGCAUCUUCCUGGGCCUGGGCAUGUGCUUCAGCUAUGCCGCCCUGCUGACCAAGACCAACCGCAUCUACCGCAUCUUCGAGCAGGGCAAGAAGUCUGUCACCGCACCCCGCUUCAUCAGCCCGGCUUCCCAGCUGGCCAUCACCUCCAGCCUGAUCUCUGUGCAGCUGCUGGGGGUGCUGCUCUGGUUUGUGGCCGACCCGCCUCACACGGUGGUGGACUUCGGGGAGCAGCGCACGGCCGACCCCGAGAGCGCCCGCGGCGUGCUCAAGUGCGACAUCUCCGACCUGUCGCUCAUCUGCUCGCUGGGCUACAGCAUCCUGCUCAUGGUCACCUGCACCGUCUACGCCAUCAAGACCCGCGGCGUGCCCGAGACCUUCAACGAGGCCAAGCCCAUCGGCUUCACCAUGUACACCACCUGCAUCAUCUGGCUGGCGUUCAUACCCAUCUUCUUUGGCACCGCCCAGUCUGCGGAGAGGAUGUACAUCCAGACCACCACGCUGACCGUGUCUCUGAGCCUCAGCGCCUCUGUCUCCCUGGGGAUGCUCUACAUGCCCAAGGUCUACAUCAUCAUCUUCCACCCGGAGCAGAAUGUGCCGAAGCGCAAGCGCAGCUUCAAGGCCAUCGUCACCGCCGCCGCCAUGUCCGGCAAGCUGACGCAGAAGGGCGCAGACCGGCCCAACGGGGAGGUCAAGACCGAGCUGUGCGAGAGCAUGGAGACCAACACUUCAUCAACCAAGACGACAUACAUCAGCUACAGCAAUCACGCCAACUGACGAGCUGGCAGCGGAGAGAAGACUCCCGUGGUGCGCUCGCGUCUGCGGGCGCGGUUCCGUGACGUUGGAGAGACAGCGGCGGGCCUCCCGACGGCACCCGAGCAUGAGACACUUUACCGUUCCGAGUGAUAAACGGCGACGCGAGAGCGUGGAGCUACGAGGCUCGGUGCCGACGGCACCGCUGCCGCCGAUAUAAAACGAACAAGACCGCAAGCUCGGCGACGCAAAAACAAAACAACAUUUAAAAAAAAAAAAAGAAAAAAACAACGUGACACGGAGGGAGUGGGGGGAAAACACAGCUUUGAAGGAAAAAAAAACACACAGAUGGAAAAAAAAUGCAAACUUCAAAGUCAACCAUGUUUGUUGUUAUUCUUCUUGUAAGUAUUUUUUGUGGUUGUGAAGAUUUUUCAUUCCUGUCCCACACUUUGUCCAACCUGCAUAAGGAGAUGAGUUUAUCUCUUGUAUCAGCUGUCUGAACCAUAGCCCCUGGGUUGUGAAUCUGUUAAUGCAAGGGUUGAAGC